Dama dama (fallow deer) is the source of this 2676-nucleotide messenger RNA. RefSeq names its product lipase E, hormone sensitive type (gene LIPE). The transcript is spliced from 10 exons. Gene Ontology annotation, cellular component: cytosol. The coding region runs from base 89 to 2497 and encodes 802 amino acids. Lineage: Eukaryota; Metazoa; Chordata; Mammalia; Artiodactyla; Cervidae. Gene Ontology annotation, molecular function: triacylglycerol lipase activity; sterol ester esterase activity. Gene Ontology annotation, biological process: cholesterol metabolic process; triglyceride catabolic process. The record is from RefSeq and is a predicted model, not a curated record.
AGGAUCGGUCCUCGGGGCGGAGACUGGCGAGUGGAAUUGGCUCAGGCGGGUGUGUAAUUGGCCGCGGGAACGGGACCGCGGAAAAUUGAUGGAAUCGGCCUGGGAAACGAGGCCCUGGGUGGCCUCUGAGGCUCCGGCCUCGAAGAAGGUUCAAGAGGGGUCCAAAAGUCAAAGGCGCCGGUGGUGGCGAAAAGCCAGAGCCAAAGCCUCACGGCUCUUGCAGAGGAUGGACCUGCGCACCAUGACACAGUCGCUGGUGACCCUGGCUGAGGACAACAUGGCCUUCUUCUCCAGCCAGGGCCCCGGGGAGACCGCCCGGCGGCUGACGGGCGUCUUUGCGGGCAUUCGGGAGCAGGCCCUGGGGCUGGAGCCGAUCCUGGGCCGCCUGCUGAGCGUGGCGCACCUCUUUGACCUGGACACAGAGACGCCAGCCAACGGGUACCGAAGCCUGGUGCACACGGCCCGCUGCUGCCUGGCGCACCUGCUGCACAAAUCGCGCUACGUGGCCUCCAAUCGCCGCAGUAUCUUCUUUCGCACCGGCCACAACCUGGCCGAACUCGAGGCCUACCUGGCCGCCGUCACCCAGCUCCGCGCUCUGGCUUACUAUGCCCAGCGCCUGCUGACCACCAACCAGCCCGGGAGGCUCUUCUUUGAGGGCGACGAGAGGGUCAUUGCCGACUUCCUACGAGAGUACGUCACGCUGCACAAAGGCUGCUUCUAUGGCCGCUGCCUGGGUUUCCAGUUCACGCCCGCCAUCCGGCCGUUCCUGCAGACCAUCUCCAUCGGACUGGUGUCCUUCGGGGAGCACUACAAACGCAACGAGACCGGCAUCAGUGUGACCGCCAGCUCCCUCUUCACUGGCGGCCGCUUUGCCAUCGACCCUGAGCUGCGUGGGGCCGAGUUUGAGCGGAUCAUUCAGAACCUGGACGUGCACUUCUGGAAAGCCUUCUGGAAUAUCACCGAGAUCCAGGUGCUAUCGUCUCUAGCAAACAUGGCCUCGACCACCGUGAGGGUAAGCCGCCUGCUCAGCCUGCCACCCAUCGCCUUUGAAAUGCCUCUGACCUCGGACCCGGAGCUCACGGUCACCAUCUCACCCCCGCUGGCCCACACAGGCCCCGGGCCCGUCUUCGUGAGGCUCAUCUCCUAUGACCUGCGGGAAGGACAGGACAGCAAGGAGCUCAGCGGCUUCAUCAGUUCCGAGGGCCCCAGGAGCCUGGAGCUGCGGCUGCGCCCCCAGCAGGCACCCCGCUCCAGGGCCCUGGUGGUGCACAUCCACGGUGGCGGCUUCGUGGCCCAGACCUCCAAGUCCCACGAGCCUUACCUCAAGAGCUGGGCCCAGGAGCUGGGUGCCCCCAUCCUCUCCAUUGACUACUCCCUGGCCCCCGAGGCCCCCUUCCCCCGGGCGCUUGAAGAGUGCUUCUACGCCUACUGCUGGGCCGUCAAGCACUGUGCCCUCCUGGGCUCAACAGGUGAGCGGAUAUGCCUCGCCGGAGACAGCGCCGGCGGGAACCUCUGCCUCACCGUGUCCCUUCGGGCAGCAGCCUACGGGGUGCGGGUGCCAGAUGGCAUCAUGGCGGCCUACCCGGCCACCAUGCUGCAGUCCACCGCCUCUCCUUCCCGCCUGCUGAGCCUCAUGGACCCCCUGCUGCCUCUCAGCGUGCUCUCCAAGUGCGUCAGCGCCUAUGCCGGUGAGGAGACUGAGGACCACCCUGACUCAAACCAGAAGGCGCUGGGCAUGAUGGGGCUCAUGCAGCGGGACACAGCCCUGCUCUUCCGAGACCUCCGCCUGGGCGCCUCCUCAUGGCUCAACGCCUUCUUGGAGCUGGGCGGGCAAAAGUCCCACCUGAAAUCGGUGUCCAAGACCGAGCCAAUGCGGCGCAGUGUGUCUGAAGCAGCCCUGACCCAGCCGGAGGGCCCACUGGGAACGGACUCCCUCAAGGGGCUGAAGCUGCAUGACCUGAGCCUCAGGAACAGCUGCGAGACACCAGACACCCCGGAGCUGUCACUGUCAGCGGAGACACUCCGCACCUCCACACCCUCAACCGUCAACUUCUUACUUGGGUCUGAGGAUAGAUCUGAAGUGUCUGAGGCUCCAGAGGAGCUGAGCAACAAGGACCGAGUUCGAGGUGUGGGCGCGGCCUUCCCCGAGGGCUUCCACCCACGGCGCUGCAGCCAGGGUGCCAUGUGGAUGCCCCUCUACUCGGCCCCCAUCGUCAAGAAUCCCUUCAUGUCACCUCUGCUGGCACCCGACAGCAUGCUGCAGACCCUGCCACCGGUACACAUCGUGGCCUGCGCGCUGGACCCCAUGCUGGACGACUCGGUCAUGUUCGCGCGGCGGCUCCGCGGCCUGGGCCAGCCCGUGACGCUGCGCGUGGUGGAGGACCUGCCGCACGGCUUCCUGAGCCUGGCGGCGCUGUGCCAGGAGACGCGGCAGGCCGCCGCGCUGUGCGUGGAGCGCAUCCGCCUCGUCCUCAAUCUGCCCGGCCCGCCGGUCUGAGCCGGGCACGGAGCCAGGCCCCGCGGGGAGAGGGGGGUCGCGGGGGACCACACUAAAGGCCGCUUGUACCCAUCUGCGCAGGGCUCCGUGGUGAACGCGCCUCGGGAAGAGCAGCGGGGACCCCGGGCCCGGGGCUCCCCGGCCCAUCCAGGCCCUCGGGCUGGGUGGAAGGGGGCAGG